UGUAAAACAAAUAAAAAAAAGAUCGGAGAGGUAGGGUUUUGAGGAAAAAUUCGGAAUCAUGAGCUCGUGUAGGAGCGAGCGUACCUUUCUAGGGUUCCCGCAUGCGGCGGCGGCGGAGGCCGCCGAGCGCGGCGGCCACGCGGGGUGCUACCGCGGCGGCGGCGGCGGCGGCGGAGCGCCGCUGGAUUUGUGCACGGAGGGCCUCGGGUUCGAGAGCGGCGACGGGCGCGUCGGCGCCGACGAGGCGGAGCUCGACGAGAUCGCCGCCGCUGCGGUGGAUGGGGGAGGGGAGCGGCGCGUAUAUGAGGGCGGAGAGGAGGGACGGACGGCUGAUACUGAGGGAGGUGCGGAUCGAGCGGCCGGAGGUCUUCCACGCGUCGCGCGAGGACGGGCGGCUGAGAUUGCGCCUGAUCGGAUCGUACGGCUCCGAUGACGAUGACCAUGAUGAUGAUGAUGAUGCUGAGGAGUGUUGUGUAGUGAGGAGUGUGAGCGGAGGAGGGGAGCGCUUUCGGAGGUGCACGGAGGCGGUGGGCGGCGGCGGCGGCGGCGGUAGCGGCGGCGACGGUUUACCGCCGUGGUGGAGCAGCCGCCGCUGCGUCACCAUGGCGUGAGGCCGGGACCGAAAAACCGGUCGCAUGCAUUUUGCGGCGGAGCCCAAAAAUAUUUUUUUGUAAAAGCAGAAGUAGCAUCAAAUAGACAUUUAGCUCGAAAAAUAAGAGCCUAGUUCUAAUUUAUUCUAGCA
Messenger RNA from Ananas comosus (pineapple), 742 nucleotides. RefSeq lists its product as uncharacterized. Lineage: Eukaryota; Viridiplantae; Streptophyta; Magnoliopsida; Poales; Bromeliaceae. The record is from RefSeq and is a predicted model, not a curated record. The transcript has a single exon. The coding region runs from base 102 to 611 and encodes 169 amino acids.